This is a messenger RNA of Suricata suricatta (meerkat), 3763 nucleotides long. It is a transcript of the gene ELP2, whose product is annotated as elongator acetyltransferase complex subunit 2. Gene Ontology annotation, biological process: tRNA wobble uridine modification. The record is from RefSeq and is a predicted model, not a curated record. Gene Ontology annotation, molecular function: protein binding. Bases 158 to 2635 code for a protein of 825 amino acids. Gene Ontology annotation, cellular component: elongator holoenzyme complex. Lineage: Eukaryota; Metazoa; Chordata; Mammalia; Carnivora; Herpestidae. The transcript has 22 exons.
GGGCGGGGCCGACGUGGGCGUGGCCGCCUCCGCCCCGCCCUCGGACGCCUCUGAAAAGCGGUGUGGAUAACGCCAGCAGGAAAGGCCUCCACGCGGGUAGUUCCGCUCCGAGGGCGGAAGUGCGCGCCCAGGUCUCGGCCGCGGCACAGCUAGCAACAUGGUAGCGCCAGUGUUGGAGGUAACCCACGUGUUUUGCUGCCCAAACCGAGUGCGGGGAGCCCUGAGCUGGAGCUCCGGGCCCGGGGGACUUUUGGCCUUCGGCACAUCCUGUUCCGUGGUGCUCUAUGACCCUCAGGAAAGGGUUGUCAUCACCAACCUGAAUGGUCACACUGCUCGGGUCAAUUGCAUACAGUGGAUUUGUAAACAAGAUGGUUCUCCUUCUACUGAAUUAGUUUCUGGAGGAUCUGAUAAUCAAGUGAUUCACUGGGAAAUAGAGAAUAAUCAGCUUUUAAAAGCAGUCCAUCUCCAAGGCCACGAAGGACCUGUCUAUGCGGUGCAUGCUCUUUACCAGAAGAGGGCACCAGGUGUCGCCUUACAUACACUGAUAGUGUCUGCAGCUUCCGAUUCUACAGUUCGAGUCUGGUCUAAAAACAGUUCAGAAGUAACAUGCCUUCAGACGUUGAACUUUGGAAAUGGAUUCACUCUGGCUCUCUGCUUGUCUUAUUUGCCUAGUACUGAUGUACCAGUAUUAGCAUGUGGCGAUGAUGACUGCAAAAUUCACUUAUUUGUUCAACAAAACGACCAGUUUCAGAAAGUGCAUUUUCUCUGUGGGCAUGAGGACUGGAUAAGAGGCGUGGAAUGGGCAACCUUCGGUAGAGACCUUUUUCUAGCAAGCUGCUCACAAGAUUGCCUGAUACGAAUAUGGAGGCUGUAUAUAAAAUCAACGUCUUUAGAAACUCAAGAUGAUGAUAAUAUAAAACUGAAGGAAAAUACUUUUACAAUAGAAAAUGAUGGUAUUACAGUAGCUUUGGCAGUCACUCUGGAGACUGUGCUGGCUGGUCAUGAAAACUGGGUAAAUGCAGUUCAUUGGCAGCCUCCAUUCUACAAAGAUGGUCUUCUGCAGCAGCCAAUGAGAUUGCUGUCCGCUUCCAUGGAUAAAACCAUGAUUCUCUGGGCUCCAGAUGAAGAGUCUGGAGUUUGGCUAGAACAGGUUCGAGUAGGUGAAGUAGGUGGAAAUACUCUGGGAUUUUAUGAUUGCCAGUUCAAUGAAGAUGGCUCCAUGAUCAUUGCUCAUGCUUUCCAUGGAGCACUGCACCUUUGGAAACAGAAUACGGCUAACCCAAGAGAGUGGACUCCAGAGAUUGUGGUCUCGGGGCACUUCGAUGGCGUCCAAGACCUGCUGUGGGAUUCAGAAGGAGAGUUUAUCAUCACUGUUGGUACUGACCAAACAACUCGACUUUUUGCUCCGUGGAGGAGAAAAGGCCAAUCACGGGUUACUUGGCAUGAAAUUGCCAGGCCACAAAUACAUGGGUAUGACCUGAAAUGUUUGGCGAUGAUUAGUCGGUUUCAGUUUGUAUCUGGAGCAGAUGAGAAAGUUCUUCGAGUGUUUUCUGCACCUCGGAAUUUUGUGGAAAAUUUUUGUGCCAUUACAGGCCAGUCACUGAGUCUUUUGCUUUGUAAUGAUGGUGAUCUUCCAGAAGGAGCCACUGUCCCUGCAUUGGGGUUAUCGAAUAAAGCUGUCUUUCAGGGAGACCUAGCUUCUCAGCCUUGUAAUGAAGAGGAGCUGUUAACAAGUCAUGGUUUCGAGUAUCAGCCAGUGGCCUUUCAGCCUUCCGUACUUACCGAGCCGCCCACCGAGGAUCAUCUUCUGCAGAAUACUUUAUGGCCUGAAGUUCAAAAACUAUAUGGACACGGUUAUGAAAUAUUUUGUGUUGCUUGUAGCAACUCAAAGACUCUGCUUGCCUCAGCAUGUAAGGCAGCGAAGAAAGAGCAUGCAGCUAUCAUUCUUUGGAACACUACAUCUUGGAAACAGGUGCAGAAUUUAGUUUUCCACAGUUUGACUGUCACACAGAUGGCCUUCUCACCCAAUGACAAGUUCUUACUAGCUGUUUCCCGAGAUCGAACGUGGUCACUGUGGAAAAGGCAGGACACAGUCUCUCCUGAGUUAGACCCCAUUUUCAGCCUCUUCGCCUUCACCAACAAGAUAACUGCUGUGCACAGUAGAAUUAUUUGGUCUUGUGAUUGGAGUCCUGAUAGCAAGUAUUUCUUCACUGGGAGUCGGGACAAAAAGGUGGUCGUCUGGGGUGAGUGUGACUCCAGUGAUGACUCCGUCGAGCACAGCAUCGGCCCCUGUUCGUCUGUCCUGGAUGUGGGUGGAGCAGUGACAGCUGUCCGUGUCUGCCCGGUGCUUAACCUUGCCCAACGAUACGUUGUUGCAAUAGGAUUAGAAAGUGGAAAGAUUUGUUUAUACACUUGGAAAAAAACCGAUCAAGUUCCAGAAAUAAAUGACUGGACCCACUGUGUAGAAACAAGUCAAAGCCAAAGUCAUACACUUGCUAUCAAAAAAUUAUGCUGGAAGAAUUGUAAUGGGAAAACUGAACAGAAUGGAACAGAAGGCGCUGAGUGGUUACACUUAGCAAGUUGUGGUGAAGAUCAUACCGUGAAGAUCCACAGAGUUAACAGAUGUGCGCUGUGAUGGACUUAGUAACUACAGGCAUGUAGAUAUUGGUGUCUUUAAGAUAUUUAUCGUGUAAAUAGAUGACUUUACCUCAGAAUUUCCUUGAUUUUCAUUUUUAAGCCCUACUGCAGUAGUACUGGGUCACAGACCCUUUGAUGUGAUGACAGCUGCAGACUUUUGUCACAGAUAUGCAUAUGCACACACCCUUGGAACCUUGCCCACACUUUCAGGGAUCCACACCUGCAUCCCUGUGUCCCAGAUUAAGAACCACGUUCUUUGUGACUGAAUUUCCCUAAUUUUGUGUUAUUUGGGGACUUUUCUUUUCAUAUGCCCGUCUUUGGGACAUUUCAUUGUUUAUUACCCUCUUCAAAGGGAGGAUAUAGAAAAUAAAAAGAUAGAAAACCCAGAUUAUUCCACUUUUAACAGUUUUUGUAAAUGAACAGGCCACGCUUUGUGUGGUCUUGACCCUUCCUUCCAGUACAUCCCAACCAUUUUAGGAAUUUGGCAGGCGGUUGGUUGUGAGUUUGAACUGCAGUGACUUCUUUUAUUCUUUAAAAGGACAUAGAUUCUUCUUUUAUGGUUUGACUUAAAGCAGAAUAUCCUGAUAUUUACACUGAUAGAUGUAGGGGCUAAAAAGUGGAGUUCUGUCAAAAACACAUGAAUUGAUGUGAAGUCACAUACAUGAGUCAUGAGAGAAAAGAGUGUCCCUGAGGGUAAAUGAGUAGUAGGAGCAGAGGGAAGAAGAAGAUGCUAGAAACAGAAUGUUGAGGUUGCCAGCUGAGGUUUGGGAGGUGGGCCAUGACAGCUGGGAGCCUGGGAGUUGGGCGGAGGGAGGGUAAGCCCAGGAGAGCAGUGCUGGGAAGACGGGCAUGAGAGAAGAGAUUUGCCCUGACCCAGUGUCCUCUGGCAGAUUGGCAGUGAAAUGAACAUUGUAUGUAAUAUACUGAGAAGAGGAAUGUGGGGAUCUUCCUGGUUGGCAUUUGCCAUUAUCUAACAUGACAUUUUGCUUCCAAAGGAGUGGUGAUAUUUUGUUUAAAUGGAGAUUUCUAGACCAGCAUUAUCCAGUAUUUCUAGCCCAACAGAAAUACAAUGUUAGGUAUAUAAGUAAUUUUCUGGUAGCUAUGUAAUAAAAAGAAGUGAAAUUUA